GCCAAAUGCCCGCCUCUGACCAUGUACUUUCAAGACCUCCUCCAGACCCGGCCUGCCGUCUGUAUCUCAACAGACCUCAAGCAAACCAUCGAUGGUGCACUAUAUCUCCAAUCCAAGUACAGCGACUUCCCACCCAACUUCGACGUCCGUGGUACCGCCGAAUCAUUCAUGAUUGGUAGACAGAAGGCCGAACUCCAUCAGGCCAUGCAUCAUCUGUAUCCUUCCAUCCCUGAUCGUGGACUAGACAACUUUCUCGUCAACAUGUGGGUGUACUGGCAGGGUGAAAAGGUGGAUGCCACGCGCGAGGCAAAGAAGGUGGGAAAGCUCGGAAACAAGGCGAAGAAGUGGCUGGAAUCUUUGUGAAGGGAGACGAUGGUACACCCUUUGCUUGCAAAUCAUUGGGUCGGGUUGGUGGAGUGAAUACUUUCCAUGUCUCGAUAAUGCAUUGAACAUGUCGUCCG
Molecule: messenger RNA, 461 nt
Organism: Aureobasidium pullulans EXF-150
Lineage: Eukaryota; Fungi; Ascomycota; Dothideomycetes; Dothideales; Saccotheciaceae
Exons: 2
Coding region: 22-363 (113 amino acids)
Source: RefSeq, a predicted model, not a curated record